Messenger RNA from Fundulus heteroclitus (mummichog), 5402 nucleotides. RefSeq names its product hexokinase HKDC1. The record is from RefSeq and is a predicted model, not a curated record. The transcript has 21 exons. Gene Ontology annotation, cellular component: mitochondrion; cytosol. Lineage: Eukaryota; Metazoa; Chordata; Actinopteri; Cyprinodontiformes; Fundulidae. Gene Ontology annotation, molecular function: mannokinase activity; fructokinase activity; ATP binding. The coding region runs from base 955 to 3786 and encodes 943 amino acids. Gene Ontology annotation, biological process: glycolytic process; intracellular glucose homeostasis; glucose 6-phosphate metabolic process.
CCUUCCUUCCUUCCUUCCUUCCUUCCUUCCUUCCUUCCUUCCUUCCUUCUAUGUGUCCUACUGAAUUUGAGGCAUCACUGUUAUUUGAAAACUUGACACCCCAGGAGUUGUGGACUCAUUGGAAAUGAGUCAGUCACAUUAGUGGGCUGUUGAAUACUUUCCCACUAUUUAUUUGCUAGAAAUGGUCAGACUCAAAUAAAAAAAAAAAUAAUACUUUUGUGUGGACCCUGUCAGCCCCUGGCUGUGGAGUUAAUUUUGCAAACUGAAUAACCUAAAAAAGUUGAGCUUAGAUUCAAGUGGAAAGUGCUUCAGAUUAGAAAAAUGUGGCACAAAAGCUGUUUUUUUUGUUUGUUUGUUUUUUGGCGAAAACAUUUAUAAAACAUUUGGUGUCAUUUUCAUGUUUGAACAUAUAAGCUGAUGAUAUUUGCCAAUAAAAAUAUUUUUAACUAUAUGCAUCUUUCUUUCUAACAUUAGAGCAUCUUGAUAUUAAAUCUUUUCUGUAUAGUUUUGUUCCUCCUGUUCACUUUGACUCAGGUAUUGUUUUAUGGCUUUACGGUUUAAUUUUUUUUUUUUUUUACUAAUCCUGCCUCAAAAUCCUGAAAUAUUUUAAAAGUAUGGGAUGAAUAUGACAGAAAAUACUUAAAAAGACAUAACUGUUAAUUAAAUGUCAAAGGAUCAUGUAAUGGAUAACCAUGUAACAAUAAUCCAUCCACAAUGACUCAGUGAAACUUCAAAGGAGGCCUGUGACUACAGAUAGGCGAUGAUGAUGAUGAUGAUGAUGAUGGGGGGGUUGGCUUGUUAAUCAUUGAGUCGGUGCAGAGAUAACAUCCGCUGAACAGAUUUUUUUUAUUUCAAUCAUUUCAGUUUUUGUGUUUUCAGUCUCUUUGCACUCGGACAGGCGCACAGACUCGUAGACAACUCAAAGUUUUUCUGUCGCCCGUUUUCACCGUAAAGAUGUUGGCCGUUCAUCUUGUGUCUUUCUUCUUCUCCAAACUUCAGGAGGAUCCUACUAAGAAGGUGGACAGGUUCCUGCACGCCAUGCGUCUCCAGGACGACCAGUUAAUCGACAUCUCAAAACGUUUUCUGGCUGAAAUGAAGAAAGGCCUCUCAGCAGAAAGCACUGCAGCGGCAGCGGUGAAAAUGCUGCCGACGCAUGUCCGCUCCACGCCCGAUGGAUCAGAGAAGGGACAAUUUCUGGCUCUGGAUCUUGGAGGCUCCAAGUUUAAGGUUCUCCGAGUUAAAGUCAGAGAGGAUGUGGGGAUUAGGAAGGGAGGAGUGGAGAUGGAGGAGAAGAUUUAUCCCAUACCAAAGGAGCUGCAUGUCGGCAGAGCUGCUGAGUUGUUUGACCACGUCUCAGAGUCUCUGAAGGAUUUCCUUCAUGAGAAGAACAUCGGUCUGGAGAAAAAGCAUCCAUUGGCCUUUACUUUCUCCUUCCCCUGUGAGCAUCCUAGUUUGGAUCAGGGAUUAUUAGUAAGCUGGUGUAAGAACUACAAGAUCCGAGGCCUUCAGGGGAAGGAUGUGGUCCAGGCCCUCAGACAAUCCAUUGGCCGAGCCGGGGAUAUGGACGUAGAGAUCUUGGCGAUGGUUGGCGACACUGUGGCGACCAUGAUGACCUGUGGAUUUGACGACCAGUGCUGUGAAGUAGGACUCAUCAUCGGAACUGGCACCAACGCCUGCUACAUGGAGGAGCUGCGUCACAUCGACCUGGUGGAGGGAGACGAGGGCCGGAUGUGCGUGAACACCGAGUGGGGGGCGUUCGGAGACGACGGGGCGUUGGACGAUCACAUCACAGAGUUUGACAGAGACGUCGACGCGGCCUCCCUCAACCCUGGGAAGCAAAUAUUUGAGAAGAUGAUCAGUGGGAUGUAUCUGGGUGAGCUGGUGAGGCUGGUUGUGUUGAAGAUGGCCAAACUGGGACUGCUGUUUGAUGGGUGCGUGUCGGACGCUCUUAGGACCAAAGGGAAGAUAACCACCGCUGACGUGGCAGCGAUGGAGGAGUACAGAAACGGUCUGAACAACACCAGGAACAUUCUGACUCACCUUCACUUGGAUCCCUCACCGGACGACUGCAUCGCCGUGCAGCACGUCAGCACCAUCGUCUCCUUCAGGUCCUCCAAUCUGGUGGCUGCGGGGCUGGCGGCCAUCUUAACCCGGAUCGGGCAGAACCGCAAUGUGAGGGGAUUGAGGAUCACAGUAGGCGUUGAUGGCACUGUGUACAAAACACACCCACAGUAUCCUAAACGCCUCCAUAAAGUGGUGCGGCGGUUGCUUCCUGAGUGUCAGGUCAGGUUCGUCCUCUCAGAGAGCGGCAGCAGCAAAGGCGCUGCCCUGGUGGCGGCAGUCGCUCAGCGUCUGACAUCGCAGAGGCGAAAGGUGGAUGAGGCUCUGUCUCUGUUCACGCUGAACCAGCAGCAGCUGCAGCUGGUGAAGUCCAGGAUGAGGGAAGGGUUAGAGGCAGGGUUGAAGAGUAAAGGCUGCUCAGUGAAAAUGCUUCCCUCCUUCGUAUACCACACACCGGAUGGCACAGAGUACGGAAAAUACCUGGCCUUGGAUCUGGGAGGAACGAACUUCAGAGCUAUGCUUGUGAGAUUUAAAAGACAGAAAUCCCGACUUUACCAUAAGAUUUACACAAUUCCCCUGGAGAUAAUGCAGGGAACUGGAGAGGAGUUGUUUGACCACUUGGCUCAGUGUGUUUGUGACUUCCUGGACUACAUGGGGCUGAAGAAAGCUCGCCUACCUGCAGGCUUCACCUUCUCUUUCCCCUGUGAGCAGUCUGGCGUCGACACUGGCACACUGGUGAGCUGGACCAAAGGCUUCAAAGCCACAGACUGUGAAGGACAGGAUGUUGUCAGCAUGCUCCGAGAGGCCAUCAAGAGACGAAACGAGUUCGACUUGGACAUUGUUGCGUUACUCAAUGACACAGUUGGGACGAUGAUGAGCUGCGCCUAUGAGGACCCCCAGUGUGAAAUAGGAAUGAUUGCAGGAACAGGUUCAAACCUUUGCUACAUGGAGCAACUGAAGAACAUUGAGAAGAUCAAAGAGGGCGGUGGCAUCACAAGGACCGACACGGAGGCGCUGGAAGGAGAGGAGGACGAGGACGUUGUGACGGAGGCAGAGAAGUCAGUCCUGGAGGCGGGAAAAUCAAAGAUGUGCAUCAACACAGAGUGGGGCGGUCUGGGUGAUGACCGCUGUCUGGAUGACAUCAUCACACCUUAUGACGCUGAGGUGGAUAUACACUCAGUAAACCCUGGAAAACAAAGGUUUGAAAAGCUGACCAGUGGGAUGUAUCUGGGGGAAAUCGUCAGACAGGUUUUGCUAGAUCUCACCAGAAGAGGUCUCCUCUUCAAAGGAAACGUCACCGAAACCUUAAAAACGCCGGGGAUAUUUGAAACAAAAUAUCUAUCACAAAUAGAGAGCGACCGCUUGGCUCUGCUGCAGGUCAGGUCUAUUCUGCAGCAUCUGGGCCUGCGCGGCACCUGUGACGACAGCAUCGUUGUCAAAGAGGUGUGCGGAGCGGUGUCUCGUCGCGCAGCUCAACUGUGUGGGGCAGGAAUGGCAGCGGUGGUGGAUAAAAUCAGAGAAGACAGAAGACUGGAGCGUCUGAGCAUCACUGUUGGGGUGGACGGGGCUCUGUACAAGCUGCAUCCACAUUUCUCCCAGGUCCUGAAAGAAACGGUGAAAGUUAUGGCUCCGCAGUGCGACGUGACUUUCCUGCCCUCAGAGGAAGGCAGCGGGAAAGGCGCCGCCCUCAUCGCAGCCGUGGUCCGACAGAAGCAGGAGAUGUGACCGUGCGUGGCUGAAGAUAAUAACACUACCCCCUGCUGUUCUCACGGAGGUCUUAUAAAACCUAAGGCAGUCGGCCGUUUUUUCUGAAUCAACACAGAAGAUGGAAGAACUGUAAAUGGACUCUCAGAGGGAAAUACUUUUAAAAAGAACUAGACUUAAAUUAGGUUUUUUUUUUUUUACACAUAUGUGUAAUUUGCUGUGGCAACUUUAGGGAUCUGAGAGGAGCUUAUUUACAGUAAGCAGAAUCUGCCCUUGUUAGCAUGCCCUAACCAAGGUUAGAUUAACAUUUGCUAUUUCUGAAUCUCUUGGAAGGUCGUGUGUUGUUGAUCAGAUCCAAACGGUUUCUGUUUCCUUCCCAAUAAGUUGGUCCUUAACAUUUAACCGGACAUCUUUGUUUCUAAUGAACAAAUGCAACGCUAGAAACAGCAUUCUUACCUCCUGAUGUUUUUCCCUUUUCAUCACAUUGCAACCACCACCAUCCUACAUCAUUAGGAUUUCAUUUGAUAAACUAAUGCAGUGUAGGGCAUAAUUUUGAAGUUGAAGGAAAAGGACACACUGUUUUUAGGGAUUUCUCUAAAAAAAGUCUUAUCAACUAAAGGAGGCCCUCUGUCCGUCUAUUAGUGUGUUGCAUUUACUACCGGCUUUGCAGAUCUGCAGACUUAAUUUUUUUUCUAAAUUCCUAUUUGUAAAAUAGGAUGGAGAGUGUAUAUAAAUAUUAGUUUUUAAGUCUUGGAAAGACGUCAAUGGAUGUUGAUCUGCUUUUAGUUUAUCUGUAUGCUUUGGUCUUCAGUCUUCCAUUGUAGCGCCGGCUGUAUGUUCAGGGUUUUUAUCCUGCUGGAAGGUGGACCUUAACUCCAGACUCAAGUCCUUUGCAGCUUCUAACAGAUAUUCUCCCAGGAGUGCUCUGUGUUACGCUCCAUCCAUUUUCCCAUUAACUGCGACCUUCUGCCCUGCCUCUGCUUAAUACAUGCAUGUUGCCUGGCUUCACCACUAUGUUUUACCAGAGGGGUCUGAGAGUGAUGUGCAGUGUUAAUUUCUUUCACUAUAUAUAGCAAUUUCCCUAGUGACCCCGAAAACAUAGCGAUCUCUCAAAUGUAACCCAAAAAAAGCUAAAUUUUGGAUCUCACCUGACCAGAAAACAACGCUUAGGGAAUUGUUUUUUCCCCCCAUCUCAGCUUUAAACAUCCCCGCAGCUUUAUCCCCGACCGUUCUGCAGAGUUCCUGAGUUUUCAUGAUGCUUUUCCCUCCCUGAUCUUCAUUAACAAUCAUCUGGGGCCUUCAUAGAACAGCUGUAUUUAUACUGAGAAUAAGCACACACAUAGGUAAACUAUAUUUAAUUAGAACUGUGAACGCAUUUUGUUGCACUGGAUUUUAUUUAGGGUUAUCAGAUUAAAGGGGGGCUAAAUGCAUAUGCAAACCACACUUUUCAGAUUUUUGGCUGCACGGGAACCUAUGGUUUCCUUCCCCCUCAUAUUUAUCUGCUACUUUUAUGUUGGUCUUCAACAUAAAAAUACAAAAACAAAAUAAUUUUUUGGUUUUGACAAAAUGUGGAGGGUAUGCAUACUUUUGCAGGGAACUAUAUAAAUCACUGUGAAUGUAAACUAUUUGCCUGUGAA